CCGCUUCCGUUCACACAGGGCGGUAAAUCUUCUCGAUUGUGUCGUCGUCGCCGUUAUCCGUCCAUCCGUGUCCGGCCCUUUGGGUGAGGACAGAAAUUUGCUCGGCAAAAGACAUUUUGGCAUACCAAUUUUGUUUACGUUGGUUAUCCGCACUGUUUCCUUCAUUCGGGAUUUUCAGCAACCUCCGUCGUCUGGUGACAGUGUUAGAAUCAAACAGACUUUUUGAACUCAUCUCAGUUACGGUGAAGGCUAGUCAAACCGAUAUUGUCAACGUGGAGUGUUGCAAAUGAUGAUACCGUUGAAUUCAGCGGGGCCACCGGUUAUUAACGGUGGCGGAGGAGGCGGCGGUUCCGAUGCUGGCCCCAUGGGGGCUUCUGGUGGAAUAAAUACCAUUAGUAUUGCAACAGUUGGCGCCAACGCAUCAUUCCGGCGGUCGGACGAUGAGUACAGGAACAAACUGAUGAAAAGCACCAUCCGAAAUUAUGCCGAGGAUCACUCGAACGGGGAAGCCUCUACGUGCGGCCGAAUCCUCAUCUUUCUGUCCUGGGUGUUGGUAGUGCUGACGAUGCCCUUCAGUCUCCUAGUCUGCUUCAAGGUGGUACAAGAAUACGAACGUGCCGUUAUAUUUCGCCUCGGUCGUCUCAUGCAAGGCGGAGCCAAAGGACCAGGUAUUUUUUUCAUCCUGCCAUGCAUCGAUGCCUAUGCACGUGUUGACUUGCGUACCCGUACGUACGACGUUCCUCCCCAGGAGGUCCUAACGAAGGACAGCGUCACGGUGUCGGUGGAUGCCGUUGUGUACUAUCGUGUCUCGAACGCAACGGUCUCGAUUGCCAAUGUCGAGAAUGCCCAUCACUCGACCCGUUUGCUGGCUCAGACCACACUUCGGAAUACGAUGGGUACCCGGCACCUGCACGAAAUCCUCAGCGAGCGAAUGACAAUCUCCGGCAGCAUGCAGAUCUCGCUCGAUGAAGCGACCGAGGCCUGGGGUAUCAAGGUGGAACGUGUGGAAAUCAAGGAUGUCCGUCUCCCCGUCCAGUUGCAACGCGCGAUGGCUGCCGAGGCGGAGGCCGCCCGAGAGGCCCGCGCCAAGGUGAUCGCGGCCGAGGGCGAACAGAAGGCCUCACGGGCCCUGCGUGAGGCUUCGGAGGUGAUUGGUGACUCACCGGCGGCGCUGCAGCUGCGUUACCUCCAGACGCUGAACACCAUCUCGGCGGAGAAGAACUCCACCAUCGUGUUCCCGCUGCCAAUCGACAUUCUCACCUACUUCAUGAAGUCCAAGGACGCGUUCGCUGCCUCACACUCAUAAGGUUAGGGGGGUUUGGCGGCAACAAAAAAUAAUCAAGUGCGCAGAUAUCCUUCUAGUGAUGAAAAAUGUACUUUCAUCAAUUCGUUUAAUUUUCUGUGAAACUUUUCCUAUUGAAAGAAUAGUCGAUAGCUGUGAGACUACCAUUUUUACAAACAUUUACGUGUGUAGCGAACGAUCAAAUACAUCCUUCUGGGACAGAUGUGUAUCAUUCUUUUUAUCUUUCGAGCCGGAGAGAAAAACAAAUAACGUAGGGCGAAUAACUUUUUUCCAGUUCAAAUUUCGAAUCAUUAUUGUCAUCGUCAAAUACAGCACACAUUGAUUGGAUUUAAUUAAGUUCAAUCUGCUUUUCCCAUGUCAUAGUAAAUUGUUGUCCUGUACAAUUUGAGGCGAUUAUAUUCUUCGUGGAUUGUGUAGCUUCAUUAUAUUUGAAAAGUUGUUAUUCAUCAAAUAUAUUACUUUUAAAAUUAUUUUCAUUACCGACUUCAGAGACUUAAUUUAAGGGGAAAUUCCAGAACAUACGAAUAGCAUGCAAAAUGUUUACAUGGUAUCAGAAAUUUUCAGGCAUUGUCUAAUUCCAACCCAUACAUUAGCCUAAUUUUAGUUAUACAUCUUAUUUAUUUUCCGUGGGCAAGUAGUCUGCGAAAAUGUGUCAAAUCCAUCGAGCAAAAAAGUGUAAAAUCGAACAAAGCAAACCCAUCCCAAACACCCUCCGGGGUAGAAAAUUGGAAUUAAUAAUUAAUCAUCAAUUUACCUUCUGUCCGCACUCCUCGCAGCUUCAUCCUGCGGAGAUAACGAACCUCACUUCGUCGUUUUCGUCUUCGUCAUCAUCCAUACUUACUUUUUCUCGGUGGCUGAAACGCGUUUGGGUUUCCAUUUUCUCCGCCUUUCCCCCGCCACUAAUUCCGUGCACGAUGUCCUGAACGGAAUCGAGCUCCUCGUAAUUAGUAUGCAAACAGCGGAAACUCCACAAAUUUGCGAGUUUCGACCCUUGUUCGCGUGGUGAUGUUUUUGUUUUUCUGUACCUCCCCCCCUCCCUUGGUUAAUAUUAUUUCAUCUUGUAUUUAAUUGGAAUAAUUGAGUAGAGGGUCCAUCCGAAAAAAAAAGGGGACGGUAACUUUAUUAUUGUUUCAUUUCUGAACGAGCGGGUACUUAGCAAACUAAAACAAUCAUUUUUGUAAACCAGCAGACAAUGAGUUGUUGUGAAUUUAGCGAGAUUUUUUUGUGGAUAAUAUUACUAAUUUAAUGCCAAUAAAAGAAACACGCUUGAAUCUCAGUUUUGAGUAUCGCAUUUAGAAGAUGAAUUUACACAUUUAGGUUUAGGUUUUUUUCUUCUAGAGUUGGUCAUUAUUGGGAACGGAAAGCUCUCUUUUACGGAUAUAUUUCGUAGGCAACGUUAGCUAGUCCAAACCAAACGAUGUAAUCAAAUUCAAGGGAAGGCGUUGCAGAUGAUGACCAAUAAAUCAAAAGAAAAACUCGUUGAUGGUGAUAUAAGCUUUAAUGAUAAGCGAAAUUCGCAUUUAAAGGGAGUCUACAUAUAGAGCAUCUUUAAAUAUAAACAAAUAAAACAAAUUGGAAAUAACAUAAAACAACCGGAACAAUAGAUUAGAGAUCAAACACAUACAACCAAAAAUGAAGCAUUAAGAAAACUAUUACAAAAGGUUUGAUUCCUUUUUCACAUUAUGUAAGAAUUUAAACUUGGUGUUGUCAUGUAUUGCCGUAUUAUGAUGAAGCGAACCAAAGAAGCAUACUAAUAGUGGUGAAGCACCGUCAUGCAGGGGUCAUUUAUUAUCAAUGUUGAAAGCAUAUUAACAAACAAAAAAAAUCUACAUCUCUAGCAAGGAAACAAAAGCAUUUUACAUUCGCAAACUCUAUCAAUGUAUUUCUAAAGUUUUUAUCAACCGAUAGAGAUAAAUAAAAGCCAACACGGAUAGCAUUAUCAAACCGAACAUAUUUUCAAACUUUUCAUCUUUAAAGGAAAUAAACAUAUUGCUCUUGUGAACUGCAAAGAAAGAAGAACAAAAAAGAUACAUCACAUCGCACCAUUCAUUAUCACACAACACCAUAGAAGAAGAACGACAAAAAUAUAAGACUUUCGGAAUUAGUUGUGCUGCCAAAGCAUUUUUUUUCGAGAGGUCAAGUUUUUUUACACGAUAGUGUUUUCGUCGCACCGCACCGAUGGUGUCGUAAAACAAGUAGAAAACUAGAAAAAUCACGUGGAAUUUAAGGAAGAAUUGUUGCAUAUACUACCCCGGGACACAUGAACCUACUUGGGGGAUAGUGUGAACGAAUUUCAAGUAUACUAAAUAGAUAUAUUUUGAUUUAUUUUGUCCUCUACUGCAGAUGUUUCGUUGUUAAAAAAUAAAUAAAAAAUCCCUUCGAAAUGAAAUCAAAAAAGUUUAACUAUGAUUGUUGUCAGAUUUUCUAAUACGAAACUAAAAUAGAAGUAUUAUAUUAUAUUUCCUUUUCUGAUGGAAGCAGAUAGUUAUGAAGUGUUGUAAAAUACGAACAAACGACUCAUGUGACGAAUCAAAAUAAAGAAGGGAAAUAUAA
This is a messenger RNA of Toxorhynchites rutilus septentrionalis, 3856 nucleotides long. Its product is annotated as band 7 protein AGAP004871. The transcript is spliced from 8 exons. Lineage: Eukaryota; Metazoa; Arthropoda; Insecta; Diptera; Culicidae. Gene Ontology annotation, cellular component: plasma membrane. The record is from RefSeq and is a predicted model, not a curated record. Bases 287 to 1306 code for a protein of 339 amino acids.